AUGGUACUUGUUCUACUCGGCGGCGCCUUUGCCGGCCUAACUAUUGCCUUGAUGGGGCAGGACAGCAUAUAUCUGCAAGUUGUGUCUGGGGAUCCAUGUGAACCGCAAUCGAAGAAUGCGGAAAGGGUCCUGAACCUGCUCAACAGAGGAAAACAUUGGGUCUUGGUCACGCUUUUGCUCGCCAACGUCAUUGUGAACGAGUCUUUGCCUGUAGUCCUUGAUAGAACUCUGGGUGGUGGCAUCGCCGCAGUUGUCGGCAGUACGAUUCUGAUUGUGAUUUUCGGCGAAAUCGUCCCUCAGUCAAUAUGCGUCCGUUACGGGCUGCCAAUCGGUGGCUACAUGUCGAAACCCGUUCUCAUACUCAUGUACCUCAUGAGCCCUGUGGCCUGGCCAACUGCGAAGCUACUGGAUUGGGUCCUCGGCGAAGACCAUGGGACAGUGUACAAGAAGAGUGGGCUCAAAACCCUGGUAACACUUCACAAAUCCUUGGGAGAACUUUCUGAGCGACUGAAUCAGGAUGAAGUGACCAUCAUCACAGCAGUGUUGGAUCUUAAAGACAAGCCUGUGUCAGAGGUCAUGACGCCAAUGGACGAUGUUUAUACGCUAGCCGAGGAUCACAUUUUGGACGAGAAGACGAUGGAUAAUAUCCUGUCUUCGGGCUAUUCUCGUAUUCCUAUAUACCGCGCAGGCAAUCCCACUGAUUUUGUAGGGAUGCUCUUGGUUAAGACUCUCAUCACGUAUGAUCCCGAAGACAGGAUACCGGUUCGAGAAGUCCCUCUGGGCGCCAUUGUGGAGACGCGACCUGAGACGAGCUGCCUGGACAUUAUCAACUUUUUCCAAGAAGGGAAAUCGCACAUGGUUCUGGUCUCGAAUCACCCGGGUUCAGAUCAUGGUGCUCUUGGAGUGGUCACGUUGGAAGACGUUAUUGAGGAGCUUAUUGGAGAGGAAAUUGUGGAUGAGUCAGACGUCUACGUUGACGUGCACAAGGCCAUUCGACGUCUUACGCCGGCUCCACGGGCGAGGCGCAUCCACGCCGAGGCUGGUGCGGCCGCAGUAGGAAGGAAGGCUGGUGAUGGUGCCGCCCUGGUCGACAUUGCGGAGAACUUGGAAGGCGUUGGUGGUCCUCUAGUUGGCUCGCUGGAAGCCAUUAGCGACGGCGUAUCAGAAAGGCACGCGAAAACGGCCAUUUUCAUGCGCCGGCAUGGAUCUGCGGGGCCAGAUGGCAAACCCGACGAUCGGCCCAUCCCUUUCAAGGCGUCGCUUGACGAGAUGAAGCAGCAGCUUCGACAUUUGGCGCCGUCGAACCGCGCUGCCAAUCCUCGCAACACCCGAACCAAUGUUUUCAAGAUUAAACAGGGCCUAAGUGUCACCACAUUCGUUGCUGGGGACAGUAGCAAUAAGAUGACGGAUGAAGCAGCAGACAAGCCCACGGAAAGCAUGGAAAGCACGGAAAGCACCGAGGAGGACGAAUCAACCCCUCUCUUGAAGACCCCUAGCGACAAUGGAUAUCAAAUCGAAAACGGAUACGGAUCGAGUAAUGGAAAACAGGACAAAGCCCGAUCGAAAUCACAAGACCGGCAAUGA
Messenger RNA from Ustilaginoidea virens, 1584 nucleotides. RefSeq lists its product as uncharacterized. Gene Ontology annotation, cellular component: intracellular membrane-bounded organelle. NCBI's taxonomy places the organism in Eukaryota, Fungi, Ascomycota, Sordariomycetes, Hypocreales, Clavicipitaceae. The transcript has 4 exons. Gene Ontology annotation, biological process: magnesium ion homeostasis. The coding region runs from base 1 to 1584 and encodes 527 amino acids. The record is from RefSeq and is a predicted model, not a curated record.